Exserohilum turcica Et28A is the source of this 2178-nucleotide messenger RNA. RefSeq lists its product as uncharacterized. NCBI's taxonomy places the organism in Eukaryota, Fungi, Ascomycota, Dothideomycetes, Pleosporales, Pleosporaceae. The transcript is spliced from 2 exons. Gene Ontology annotation, molecular function: protein binding. The record is from RefSeq and is a predicted model, not a curated record. Bases 10 to 2007 code for a protein of 665 amino acids.
GCUGUUGCCAUGGAACCCCUCGUCACAACAAAGGGCAAGCUGACCCAGCUAAGGUACGAGCUGCAGCAUCGCGUCCUCGCCUCGGCCGUCUACCCCGUCAAAGCUCCCAAUGGCUCUACCAUUGUCCUCUAUGGCCACGAGACCGGCGUCGGCAUUCUCUGGAGGGGCGGCAGACACGUCAAAACCCCGGCGCCCCAGCCCCCGCAGCCAGCCAAGCCGCCCAAGGUCAACGGGACCACCAGCGAUGCCAUCAUGAUCAUCGACUCGGACGACGACGAGCCUGCAAAAGCAGCCGCCGCCGUGCAGCCCCCGCCCACGGCUGAGUUCGAGGCUGAGGAAGAAGAGCUCGACCCAGACCAGCCCUACCCGUCCAUCGUCCAGCACGUGUCCCUGCCGCUCAGCACUCAAGUUCGCCAUAUCGCCGUGCCUCAAAUACCCCACGCUUCCGCUCUGCGCCCUGGAGACACCAUACCCCCGAUAUUCAGCAAGAACAUGGUCUUCACCGUCACAUGCGCAGACUUGACUGUACGCAUCAUCACGCUGCCGCUGAACCCUCCUCCACAUGCUGCCAAGGACAAGGCGCUCGCUUCAACAUCGCAGUUUGGCGAGGAAAUCGUCAAGAUCCAAGGCCACCAGAGCAUCCCCAGGGGCGUUACCAUGACCUGGACUGCCAAGGGCGAGCCAGGAGCGGUAGAGGAUGCAGCAGAUGACAUGGACGUGGACGGCGAAGGAGAGGCUGCCCCGACACCGAUGCGCAGACAUCGCAGGCAACAGUCACGUUCGCAGUCUCAGCCGCAUGUUGAUGAAGGCUUCGACUUACUCGUGGCCUCGCAUUCCGCCGAGCUGGGUGGCUUGCUGAGAAUCUUCCGCUUUGAACUCUCCGAGACAGCACUCAAAGUCUCGCACCCGCUUGUACCUUACAAGACGAUCACGCUGCGGAAACCUGCCUCGCGUAUUGUGUUCAACACUGCCCAGUAUCCCAAGCGUCGACAUUCUCAACUACUCAUAACAGACUCUAUGGGCAUUGCACGGAUCUAUGACCCAUUCGCUGCACCCAGCCGCAAGCGACGUUUGAGCGGCGCUUCCACUGAGCCAGGUGCCUUUGUGGCUACAUUCAGAGCACCGUUCGAGGCUGUCAAGAGUGUCACGCUCACGCCUCCGGCUCUUGCGUCACGAAAAGCUAUCAUUGAUGCAGCCUGGGCCUCGGAUGGCCGUCACAUCAUUGCUCUACUAGCAGAUGGUGAGUGGGGAGUCUGGGAUGUUGAUCGCUCUGGCCCGAACCCACCAGCAGACCCCUCGACCUUUUCUCUGCGAGGCUAUGUGGGAACAUCAGAAAAGGAUGGAAGUAGCAGCGCCGCUACCAGCCCGAAGCGCGGCGGUCGUAACUCGCUAGCUCCCAUGACACCCAACACACGUCGCAGGAAGGAAGAAGCGCUUUUCCAAGGAACCUCGACCAGCACUGCGGUUGUAACGCGUGGUGGCAUCUCAGUCGCUAGCUUGGCAUCGGCCAAUGCUGCUUCUGAAGAUUCGGUCCUCAUCUGGUACGGCUCGGAAAUCUAUAGGAUAGCAGACCUGGCCAAGUUCUGGACUCGCACCGCCUCUGCCGCCAAUGGUAGCUCAUUGCCAGGUCCUGGCCUCCAAGUCCAAGAUGUGGCACUAUGCGGAGAGGCCAUCAGCUCCAUCUCCCAGUUUGACACUACAACACAGGCAUCACGCAUGGCUGUAGCAAGAGACACUCUGGUCUCCUUGGAACAUCGCCUAGUCAUUACAGCCACCACGAACCAGCCCCUUGGACGAGAUAUGAACGCAAUGUUUGCACGCGAACAACUCGAAGAAGAGACGACCACCAGGACAGAUCAAGCAUUACUUUCUCAUGGUGAGCUUGACCUCGGCGGCAUGGACAGAAUGCUUGACAGCAUGGAAAGCAGCGCAACCAAUGGUGCUAUCUCCAAGAGCCUAACCAUGGGCGGACCUCGAAAGGUUCUUUUUGCCUCGUCUGCAGCUUAACCGCAUUCACCUUAUCAACAGCACAUAUGGAACCCAGUACAGCAAGCGACUUGAAGCUUGCGUUUUGUAAGCCUUUGGAUGACUAAAGUUUACACCUGUGAUAUCCCCAAAAUCAUUAUUUACAUCUGACCACUAGCGGCCACCAGUACCGACAACCUUGGUACGCCUUGU